This is a messenger RNA of Guillardia theta CCMP2712, 1590 nucleotides long. RefSeq lists its product as hypothetical. The transcript is spliced from 22 exons. Lineage: Eukaryota; Cryptophyceae; Pyrenomonadales; Geminigeraceae. The record is from RefSeq and is a predicted model, not a curated record. The coding region runs from base 1 to 1590 and encodes 529 amino acids. Gene Ontology annotation, biological process: response to axon injury; negative regulation of MyD88-independent toll-like receptor signaling pathway. Gene Ontology annotation, molecular function: protein binding; signaling adaptor activity; NAD+ nucleosidase activity.
AUGGAGAAGAUCAGGGCAGAGGGAGUGAGCGUGAAGAUCCUGAUGGAGCUCAGCAGAGAGGAAAUGGUCAAAGAGUUGAGCCUCUCCGAGGUGCAGGCAGAUGCUCUGGUUGCCACGAUGAAGGAGGAAGAGGAAAGGCUUACAAGCGUGAGGACCUGGAGCGAAGAGGAGGUGGUGGAGUGGCUAGGGUCCCUAGGAAAAGAAUUUGCUGCGUACGAGGAUAGCUUUCUUUUUCACAAUGUCAAUGGCGAUCUAUUGCUGGAUCUCACCGCCGAGGACCUGGUUGAUGACCUUGGAGUCGACAAGCUAGGGCACAGGAUGCAGAUCUUGGAUGAGAUUGCCUACUUGAAGAAGAUCUGCUACAAGUCAGCACGCAGCUCAAAGGGCCUCGCGCGCAACCAGAUGAACCUGCCGUCGUUUGAUGAGAUUGAGAAUUUGAAGCGGCAAAAGGCUAUACGACUUCAGAGCAACCUGGACGUCCUCAAGCACAAGGUGAACCAGAUGAGGGAUGCUGAGGCCAAGGCAAAGUUGCUCGCCCGUCAGGCGGAGGCAGAAGCUGGGAAGAUCCAAACGCAGCUGAGGAGGCUGAAGACGGAACCGAAAGAGCAGGGCAAGAAUGACAAACUCAACAAGCGAGGAGUCCCCGGGCAGUGCACGUUCAAACCGAAGUUGAACCCGACGUCGCUGGAGAUUGUCGAGAGGACUUUUGGGGACAGCGACAUCCAUCGGAGAUUCGAGUCUCAGAAGGCUACAAAGGAGAAAAAGCUCAAGGAACUGCAGAAGAUGCUCUCUGCGGACGACAAGACCGAAGCUGAGUUGAGAGAGAAGUACAUGAAGUACUUCCAGGAGAAGCUUGAGUGGGACACGAGCUCGGGAGUGCAGGAGAGCAAGGUCGACUCGUUCCUGUCCAACCCGGCAGCGUACAAUGUUGAGUUGACAGACAAACAGAUCAGACACAUCAGGAGACUGAAAGGAGCUCCACAAUAUGUCGCCAUCUACCACGCGUGCUUGAUCAGCGAUUUCCUGCAGAGGAACUGGCUGAAGGCUGCAAACGAAGCGAAAGCGAAGUCGGAAAACAAGCAAGCAGCCACGCUGAAACAGCCGAACAAGCUAGACAAGUACUUCAUCGAACGCUUCAAGUGGAAGGAGGUCAACAACGGCAGGCUUGAUGACCUCCUCGACAACAGCAAGGCCUACGAGCUCGAGCUGUCCGAGCAGCAGCUUGCUCACUUCCGCAACCUUGAGGUUUCCAAGAAGAAGCAUGCAAUCUUUCAAGCCUUGCAAACUCAGUCGUUCUUAAUGAGGAACGCAGCCGACGUCCGGAGACGUGAGCAGGCCCAGCUCAAGGCCUUCGAGGUUCCGCGGCCGUACAGUGCUGUGAGCGGCAGGGGAGGAAGGAAUGUCGUGCGAAGCUUCCUGGAAAGGUAUCAUCAAGAUAUGGAGACGCGGCAAGAAAGGAAGAAGGCGCUGGUAGACAAAGUGAAGAAGGAAGACCCGAACUUCAAGGAGUGUACUUUCCGUCCCAACCUGCAUGCCAGGAGCGAAUCGCCAGAAUUGGCGGAGAACUUCGCGGAGGAGCAAACAGCAUGA